AUGAUGGGCGUCAAGCGUACUAUGACCGCUAUAAGGAAGCUCCAGCAAGCCAUAGAAAUAAAGGAAAUCAGUUCGAACUUUUUCCAGUUCAUAUUUGCAUCGCAGGAUGAUAAAAAGAAGGUGCUAAAUGUUCCUCUAAAUUGGAUGAGUACGGAAGUAGGGAUACGUAUUGGGAAGAUUUUCAAUGGUGUUAAGAACGUGGUUAUAUGUAAAAUAGUGGGGGAACAAGGAAGCUUCAUCAAACUCUUGGUGGCUCUCAGCCUAAAAGAACCAAUUCCCAGGUGUACGUCUGUGAAACUUGGAGACCAGCGGGUUUUGGUAGCCUUUAGAUUUGAACGACUUGUUAACCUCUGUUACUACUGUAGAAGGAUUGGGCAUUUGGAUAGGGGUUGUGGACGUCAAUACGGGGAAUGGCUCAAAGCAUUAGAAACCUAUCCAGGAGGCCGAUUUAACUAUGCUAGUAGUUCUGGUGAGAAAGGUAGUCAUCCAAACAAUCAUAAGGGGGUUCAGCUGCAGAAGGAACAAAAGGUCACUCUGAUAGAGGAGCAAGGCAGUGAUGUUAUGGCAGAUAGCCAGAUUGGAGGGGAGGAAAGGAAACUGGAUAUAGUUGCUGCUAAAGAUUAUUCUCCCAUGGCUGACACACUGAAGGUAGUUGAUAAUUUAGCUGAGAAAUCAAUAGAAGUAGAGGAUACAGAAAAUUUCAUAGUAGCUAAAGCUGGGUUACAGCUAAGGGCCACUCAACAUGGUGGAACCAAGAGGAGAUCAUCAUGGAAAAGGAAAGCAACUCAAGAGGGGAGGCUAGUGAGGAUGUCUGAGCUGCACCUAAGGGAUCCUUCUAGUCUGGUUGAUAUUAAGCAUGAAAAGGCAGGUUCUUCAUCAAAGAGGUACAGAGAACUUGUUAUAUGUUCUGAGGGGAAGACAGAUAAAGAGGAGGAAACACUUGAGAAAAGAAAGAAAAUUACCUGUGUGGAAAGUGAGGUGGAGAAGGCCAGCCUAAAAUGGCCCCAAGUGGGAUUGCUGUUUAUGUGGGAUUUGGAGAUUGUGGUCAGGAAGAUUCUGGGCAAUGAAUUCUGCAUUCAAAUGGAAGUGAAAGGGGAGGAUUUAGAGAUUGGGGGUAAUAAACAGCAUUGGGGUAGUUCUUGGCUUAUUGUUGGGGACUGGAAUGAUAUAAUUAGCAACGAGGAAAAACGGGGAGGCAACAUGAGGUUGGAAUCAAGCUUUAUUGGUUUCAUUGAAGAUAUGGAAAUGAAGGAAGUGGAUCAGAAGGGUGCUUUUUUCACUUGGGGCAACAAUAGAUUCAAUGAUGGAUAUGUGGAGGAGCGGCUCGAUAAGGUUUUUAUCUCAUGGGAAAGGCGGAAAAGGUUUAUCUUUGAUAAAUCAUGGCUGAAAAUGGAGGGGGUACAUGAAGCUGUUCAAGAGGGAUGGCAGGUUACAGUGGCUGGUUCUCAGAUGUACCAGCCUAUCCACAAGAACAGUGAGCAAAUUAUCAAACAUAUUAGUCCUAUGAUGAAGGAAAUGAGGAAAGAAGGCCAAGAGAUGGACUUGGAGGAAGGGGAGUCUAUGGUUGCACGUAUGUCAGAAUUCUAUUCAUCAUUGUUUGCUUCAAAAGGUUCUAGUGGUGGGUCAGAAUUUCUGCAGCAUAUUUCUCCAUCCAUUUAUGAGAACAUGAAUCAAGAGUUGAUUGAACCUGUAGAAAAAGAGGAAAUAAAAGCAGUGUUGUAUAAAAUGGAUUCAGACAAAGCCCCGGGAGAGGAUGUUUGUCUUGACUCCUGUGUUAGCCUUUCUCAAACUGCAUUUGUGCCUGGGAGGAACUUGCUUGACAAUGUGGUUAUUGCCCAUAAAGUGUUUCAUUUCCUUCAUAGGCACAGAUCAGGGUCAAAUGUUUUUAUGGCAGUAAAGCUUGACAUGGAGAAACCAUAUGACAGACUGCAUUUCCUCCCCUACAUUUCUUUCAAUCUGAAUGGUUCUAAUUGUGGGUUUGUGAGAGCUUCCAGAGGCCUCAGACAGGUUGUUAAAAGAUCCUCCAAGUACCUUGGCCUACCUUUGGGUAUAGGUGCCUCUAAGAAGGAUGCUUUUCAGUAUGUUGUUGACUCUGUGAGCAGCAGGAUUGGUAGCUGGAAAAAUAACUUCCUCUCUACAGCUGGUAAGGAAGUAUUAAUUAAAUCUGUGUUGCAAGCUCUUCCAGUGUUUGUGAUGUCUUGCUUCUUGUUACCUACCAACAGUUUACACUGGAUGUCCUGGGAUAGACUGUCUACACCAAAAAGUGAAGGAGGGCUGGGGUUCCAUGAUCUUAAGGAAUUCAACAAAGCUCUUAUCCUCAAAAAAUUAUGGAGGAUGAUUUCCAGCCCUGAUUUGUUGGUAUGCAAAGUGCUUAAAAGUAAGUAUUAUCCUCAGAGUUAUAUCUUUGAUUGGCUGAAGUCUAGUGGAGACUCCUGGCUUUGGAAAUCUGGGUCUUCUCUGCUACCAGCCUUACAGUCCCAAAUGAGUAUUCUGAUUAGAAAUGGUGCUUUCACUAAGUUAUCUGAUUACAACUGGAUUCCUGGGUUGAUGAAGAAGAAACCAGAACUUAAGCUGCAGAUUGAUGGGUAUAUGUUUUGGGUGAAGGAUCUAUUGUGUGCAGGUGGCAGCAGCUGGGAUGUCAACUUAGUCCAAGCCCAAAUUACUGCUGCGGAUGCCGACAAAAUACUGCAGAUCAGACACUUGAAUCCUAGGGCUGAAGAUAUCUGGAAAUACUCAUUUGUCAUAAAAGGAAAAUUCUCAAUUAAGAAGGCCUAUGCUGAUCUGAUUGCCCAAAAGGUGAGGAGUAUAGUAGUGGCAGAAAGUAGUCUGAUGGCAGGUGGCAAUAAAAAAGCAAGGAAUAGAUGUUGGGACCUGAAGGUGAUGGGCAAAGUAAAACAUUUUAUUUGGCAAUGCUUCUCUAACCUACUUCUUGUGCAAUGCAAUUUGAAAGCUAUGGGUAUGGAUAUUGACAUUAAGUUUGCUCCUGUCCAAUGGAACAAAAUCCACCAGGAUAAACUCAGUGUUAAGGAAUGGUGGUGGUGGAUUUGUACCAUGAGCUCCAAGGAUACACCAGAGGAUAGGAUCCAGUUGUCAACCUACAUACUUUGGUGGCUGUGGAAAGCCAGGAACAUCUGGAUGUUUGAGAAACAAUGGAUGCCUAGUGAGUGGCUUACAACUCAAGAGAUUAGAGUGGAAGGAAGGGGACUAACUAGGUCUCGUGCUAGUGGUUUGUUUUCUUCCUUGUGCUUUGAGUUUGUUUAUGAGUUGUAUUAUGUUCUGUCAGUUCAUUUCCAGUGA
Striga asiatica is the source of this 3297-nucleotide messenger RNA. NCBI's taxonomy places the organism in Eukaryota, Viridiplantae, Streptophyta, Magnoliopsida, Lamiales, Orobanchaceae. The record is from the annotation of a GenBank genome assembly.